Molecule: messenger RNA, 2992 nt
Organism: Acipenser ruthenus (sterlet)
Lineage: Eukaryota; Metazoa; Chordata; Actinopteri; Acipenseriformes; Acipenseridae
Product: zona pellucida sperm-binding protein 2-like
Exons: 23
Coding region: 51-2951 (966 amino acids)
Source: RefSeq, a predicted model, not a curated record
AUAUAUAUAUAUUCGGUCGGUUGGGGUCGAAAGAUGGUUGUACUGUUGAGAUGUUGUUUGGUCAUUCAGCGUGGCUGAGAGAUAAAAUGGCUGUUACGCUUGUCUUACAAAUUGCACUGCUGUGCGCUACUUUUCUCGUGGGCGUGACUGCAGACGCGCCACCUGGUACUUUUGUAACAGAGUGUCGGGACCGAUAUUUUUGGAUGUUGAUUAAGCGGAGCUUCAUUCAAGACAGAUACCGCUUUGACAUCAUCGAUGACAAAGGUGUUCACCCUUUGAAUGGGAGAUAUGCCGCAUCCUGCGGAUUCACUUCUGUGUUCAAUAUCCCGGGAGACCUGAUCUUCAGAGCUUCAUUCCUGGCUUGUCAUGUGUUAAAUCAGAAAGACACACGGUUCCACUUGCAGUUUCUAUUUGUGAACAUCGACCAGUUUGGCAGAGAGACCAGCUAUCCAUUCUCCAUGACCUGCAACCUGGGCUCGGAUUGGAAACCCAGAGAGAUCGUAUGCGAGGAGAACUACAUGGAGGUGUCCGUAAGGAAAAAUGUCCCAGUUAUUGCCCAAGAAGGAUUGGGUACUGAAGACUGGCAAGGGGCCCUCCCUAUAGCCCAGCAAGCGGCAAUGAUGGUUUGGCAGGUCGUGAUCCAUAAAUCUGGACAGCCGGCAAAAUCCAUGAACAUCUCUACAAUGCAAGCUCUGGGAUACAUGGUCAACUCAACAUCUUCCAGAGUCUACCUCCGUUCUCCCUUUGGAAUGCCAGAGUCUGAAGUCCUGUUGGUGGCUGGGAUCCAGGUGGAAGCCAUCAGAGCCACUGUGUUCUACAAGCAGAGGUGGAUGCUGCUAUUGGUGGACACUUCAGCUGCCUGCACCAAGAACAAUGCCACUUUUGAUGGUACCCGCCUGAUCUGGGAGAUGCCUCGAAUCUUCACCCCCUUGGUCCUUCAUGUUGCUCAGUUCCAGGAUAAGCAGAUUACAAUGGGGGUGGAGGGGAUUCUCCUAAACGCUCCCACAUUGCAGACUAGGGGCUACAACCUGAGUGUCAACAACACCAUAGUGAAGAUUUCUAUCCCCUAUGGAGCUGAAGGGGGAUAUCUGAAGAGUCGUGUCAUUAAUAACCAGUACAACCAACUCUACGCCAUUGACCUCUUCUUGGAGCACCAGUGGGCUGAUGACCUGUGGGAGGUGACCCAGCACCGAUCCUUCAAGCCAGUCAACACCCCCCUCAUUCCUGAGACCCCUUAUGUCAUAAACAACACUGUCCCAAGUGAGAAGGGCUUUACAGUGACCCUUGGUAACUUCAAGCCAGAUGUUGAGCUGAAGAAACUGACCAUCAACAGGGUUCCCCUGACCCUUCCUGAGGCCCAGAACAGGGGUGUGGAGAUCAUUAAGGUCCAGCACCCCAAUGGCACAAACGAUUUUGUCCUGAAGGUCCCCUUCAACAACCCGUUGGUCUCUGUAGAGUACAUUGGAGGUCUCAUCCGGAGAUACACCUUGAACAUCAACUACACCUUGAACAUCGUCCCCCAGAAUGAUCCUUAUUUCCACCCGGCCACUAUCGUGUGCGAUGUGAAGGAUGUCAGUCUUCCUGAUGUCAAAAGCUUUUGUACAGAAACCAGCAUAGUCUUUGAAGUGACCCCAGGCAACAUGGACUCCAACUGGGAGCUUUGCAUUGGGAACCGCAGUCUUCCUUACACCAUCACAGAGCCCAAGAUAACAAUUGAGUUGCCACUCUUUAGCAUUGGCUACAUCUAUGAGGAUAUCUCUCUGAGGGGCCUCACUGUUCGAGUGGAGCUGAACAUGAGGAACAUCAAGAAUUUGCAGGUCGAAAAGCAGUUUGUGCAACGCUGCCCAAUCCCGACCAGGAAGCUGCUGGUGUGCAUGCCUAAUGGAGUGAUAACAGUGGUAGCUGUGACAAUGGAGCCCAUACCAGUAGUUGAACCCAGCAAGACAACCCUACUGGACCGGACCUGCAAACCCAAGGAGUUCGACUCUACCAGGGCGCUCUUCACCUUCAGUGUGAACACCUGUGGGACCACCAGCAAGAUUGUGAAUAACUACCUGGUCUAUGAGAAUGAAGUGGUGUAUACCAGAGCGCUGUUCCCACCCAAUGCUCCAGUCAUCACUAGAGACUCUGAAUACAGGCUGACGAUCCGUUGUCGUUACCCUCUCAACGACACCCUGACUCUUGCUGCUGAAAGAAAGGCUGUCCCUGCUCCGGCCCCCUACUCUGGAAACGGGCAUGGAUACUUGCAUUUACGCUCUUAUGAUCCUAUGGCCAAAGGCAACAAGAGACCGAGAGAUGUUAUGAAUCUGAAGGCUCGAAUAGCAAGGGAUAUAAACUACUCCCAGUUCUACUCUACGUUCCCUGUGUCCCAGUCUCUGCUGGAACCGCUGUUCCUACAGGUUGAGCUCCUGCACCCCUACAGCUUGGCUGACCACCUCAUCCUGCAGGAUUGCUGGGCCACACUGACCCCUGAACUGGAUGCCAGCCCUCAAUGGGACCUGGUCACUGAUAGCUGCCUGGUCACUGGAGAUUCCUACAGGACCCAGUUCCACCCAGUGCUGGCCAGCACACUCACUGGGACCUCCUCCCACCUAAAGAGGCUUGAGGUCCAAGUACAGCGGUCUAACAAGGACCCUGCUUUCUGGAGACAGGUGUAUUUCCAUUGCAUGGCUGUAGUUUGUGAUCCUAACCUGGAGGAUACCUGCAAUAAAACAUGUGUGCCUGGAGACCGGAGAUCUGCCCGCAGUGUUGAUCGUUUCAGGAAGACCCAUGGUUAUGUUUCUGCUGGACCGGUCCAAAUGAAACCUGAGGGGCAAGUUGCUGACAUCGAAGCUGCAGGUGAUGGAGACUAUUCUCCACUGCCCCACUCUAUUCCACUCGUGGGAGUUGCUGCUGUCUUUGUCUCUGGGCUCUUGUUGCUGGUCGCUGUGGUUCUGUCUGUUAAAUCUUAGAUGUUGAGAUCCUGUGUUUUCAAUAAAGCCUUAAAGCUGAA